Messenger RNA from Oncorhynchus tshawytscha (Chinook salmon), 4197 nucleotides. RefSeq names its product E2F transcription factor 2 (gene e2f2). The transcript has 6 exons. Gene Ontology annotation, cellular component: RNA polymerase II transcription regulator complex. Gene Ontology annotation, molecular function: RNA polymerase II cis-regulatory region sequence-specific DNA binding; DNA-binding transcription factor activity, RNA polymerase II-specific; protein dimerization activity. Bases 542 to 1933 code for a protein of 463 amino acids. NCBI's taxonomy places the organism in Eukaryota, Metazoa, Chordata, Actinopteri, Salmoniformes, Salmonidae. The record is from RefSeq and is a predicted model, not a curated record. Gene Ontology annotation, biological process: regulation of transcription by RNA polymerase II.
CCUUGUGUCAAGAGCUAAGCUUUUUAGCUGGACAGAGAACCCGACCGUGGCAGUAACUUCUCUACGAAACAUCUGAAGAAUACUCCUAAACCUUGUAUUUCUGAAGGAUUCUGCUUCUCAAGACGUAAACGUCAAAUGUUUGCCCAUUCUGGACUUGCAAAUAUACUUGUUGUUUAUUUAUUUAGCUAUUAAAUCAUUAGCUAGCUAGGCAAAGUCUACGUUUUCUCUCAACUGGACACAUCAAGGAUAAUAUCGGUUGCAAUGCAAGUCGUUUAAUUUCAGAAACUACUCAAGCAAAGGAUUUCGUUGGUGAUUAUCUAUUUCACUUAUGCAUUUUGCACAUCAUUAACUAAAUAGUAUUUUUAUGAAAUUCUUUGGACAUUUGUCAAACUAGCUACGAAUUUUGAGACAUCGCUUCCACGUCGUAUCGGAAACUCCAACUCCUUUCAUUCACUGUCGUGAAUACAGUUUUCUGGAAUAUUUGAGUUUUGCUAGUAGCUAAACGUAUUUUAAUUUGAACACAGUCGUUAAAUUUACUAAAAUGAUGCGGCUGCCCAAAGGCGUUUCUCCUGCGUCUGGCCGAGGUGCUGUAGGAGGACUGUCGUGUUCACAGAAUAAAGUUUUGUCUGGAGUGAAGACAGAAUUCUUCAGCACCGGGUUAUGCAGUUCACCGAUGAACUCGGUACCGGCAGGAUACUUCACCCAAAUCUGCAACACGACAGCGGCCGAACAAAGGGUGAACUGCCUCUAUGCAACUCCCCAUGGACCUGAAGCUAAACCCAUCAGAUCAUCCUCCGGCAGACUCCCGGCCAAGAGGAAGCUGGACCUGGAGGACCCUCUCUACCUCCCAGACUUCAGGACCCCCAAAGGAAAGGGGGUUGUGGCCACAGCCAGAAUCCCUAGUCCCAAAACGCCCAAGUCUCCCGGUGAGCGGACGCGCUACGACACCUCCCUGGGUCUGCUGACCAAGAAGUUUGUUGGCCUGCUGAGCGAGUCACCUGACGGCGUGCUGGACCUCAACUGGGCCACCGAGGUCCUCGAGGUGCAGAAGAGACGCAUCUAUGACAUCACCAACGUGCUGGAGGGCGUGCAGCUGAUCCGCAAGAAGUCCAAGAACAACAUCCAGUGGAUGGUGGGUGGCGUGUUCGAGGGCUCGGCCAGCAGCGGGGAGAAGUCUCGCGCCCUGAGGAAGGAGCUGGGAGAGCUGGAGAGGGCCGAGAAGGCCCUGGAAGACCUGAUCACGUCCAGCAGCACCCAGCUCAAGGAGUUGACGGAACACGGGGACAACCAGGGACAACUAGGUUACGUCACCUACCAGGACAUCAGGUCUAUAGCCAGCCUGCAGGACCAGACGGUCAUCGCCGUCAAGGCCCCGUCAGAAACCAAGCUGGAGGUGCCUGAGUCCUCGGAGGGCUCCCAACAGAUCUACCUGAAAAGUAAGAACGGGCCCAUUGAGGUGUACCUCUGUCCCGAGGAGGGCCUGGAGGAUGCCAGCCCUGUCAAGAACACCACCACCCCCAGGAAAGACGACCCUCAUCAACCCCUGGGUCACAUUGUCUCCCCCUCCCUCGCCAUGGCACCACCACAGUACACCACUAUCAAACAGGAGCCCCAAUACACUGACGUCAAGCAGGAGCCCAUGGAAGCUGAACUCUCCAGACCUGCACCAGUAUCCCUCCCACCAACUCCCAUCAACACCACCAACCCCACCACCCUCCUGGACGUAGAGGGCCUCCUGGGCCUGCCCCCCAGCUUGCUCCAGAUGACCGAGGACCAGCUCCCGGGCCCCGGGUUCACCCCCGACCCCAACGCCCCCUUCGUCAGCUUCUCGCCGCACCUCGACCACGACGACUACCUCUGGGGGCUGGAGGAUGGCGAGGGCGUGUCCGACUUCUUCGACACCUACGACCUGGGAGACCUGCUCCAGAGCUGAGGGAGGGAGAGGGCGGAUGGGAUUAUAGCCUAGUUACGACCACGUUGCUUGACCUUAAGCAACUCUGAGCCCUAGUUAUAAUAUCUAGGGCUCAGAAUAUAUGUAAUAUAGGCUAUAACUGGUCAAGGGGAAAACUCCUGUCCCUAUUCAUGAAGGAGUAGUGUCCUCUGUAGAGGUAUGGGGUGAAGGGGAAAUGUUACACUAUGAAGCCAUCAACCUUUGCUUUAGCCAUGUCUGUUCUGCGUUUUGUCUAAAACGGGCCCCUUGUGUCUGUUCAUUUGUAUAUACAUGUGUAUAGUUUUUGAGUUUGGAUUUAGGUUAGUGCCUGGAUUGAUAGUGGUCUGUGUGCGCUGUGUGUGUCCAGCUUAUGAAGCUCUCAGCGUUGUGGUUUGUGUAUUUGUAUAGUGGACAGUGUUGUCCGUCUCGUUUCUAUUCUGUGUGCUGUGUGAAAAAUGCUAUGUGCUGUUUGAAAAUAUAGACACAGCACUUUUUUUUUUUAAUGCAUAUCUGAUGACCAGCAAAAAAAAAUCGACUCGGGCAUUUUGGGUUGGGGGUGUUAUUAAUAACUCUCAGGAUUUCUUUAUGACUUCAAAAGUCAAAAUGUUUAUAGUGCGCAUCUUUGGCCAUUAGGGGGCAGCAUUGUAUUAUGUCAGCUGCUUUAGAAGGUUGAAUCACUCACUGUAUGUUUUAAAAACCGAAGUGAAACGGGGAGGUACUACUGAACGUCGCCAAUAAAGAACACAGAUUUCAUUUGUCCGCUGCAAAACGUAUUCAAAUAUUAUGCCCUAUUGAUCACGACCCAGGUACCAAACGUGGAGUCUGUGGCGCUAACUUAACAUGCCGUUUCAACGAGGUGUUAGGAAGUAUGGUUAGAGUGUAGUUGUCGGGUAUUCCCAAGACAUCUGUUUUACAUUGAGGACCUGACCUGGUCACUACAUCUAGCCUCAAGCUUUAUGGAAGGUCAGGUGGUGAAGUAUUCUGUCUCCCAUGCAAAUCUGCAGGUUUUUGCUCCUCCCUUGUACUUGAUUGAUGAGUUAAGGUCAUUAGUUAGGAACUCCCCUCACCUGGUUGUCUAGGUCUUAAUUGGACACAAAUUGAAAGGCAACAACUCAAACCAACAGACACUCGGCCCUCCAUGAAACCAGUUUGACACCCCUGUCAGAGGUUAGUUAGAAGCGGUUCUGGACCCAUAGCCAAAAGACGCAGAAGUUGCAUCCCAAAUUGUGCCCUAUACAGCGCACUGCUUUUGACCAGAGGUCAUAGGGGAUAGUGUGCGAUUUUUGGGACGUAGUCAAGUGUCUCUUUUUGGUGACCUGAUAUUAUCGAUCGACAUAGUGAUCCCUAGUCUAUAUGUGACUGGCUAGAGUAUCACGCUUUGCUCUUGUGAAUCGGCAGCUAGGUUUCACAUCGGGAAGCUUCUCUAUCAAGAUGCAUUUGAUAGUGUUUCUGUAGUAUCUAGAAUUCGUAGUAACAAAUGACCUUAUAUUUCCAUGGAAAUUAUCUAGUGAGGAUGAUAAUACGCCACAACAUCUGGGUGUUUUGACUUAGGCAGUAAUUAAAAUGAACUAGAGGGCAAUUUUAAUUUCCCACUUCUUUUGAAACUAGAUGAAGUCUUUGAUUUAAAUGGUGGUUUGUGUGUUGUUGAAACGCUCGUCAUGCACCCAUAAUAGGAAACAAAGAGCACUUUGUCUUUUCCUGUUUUUAUAUAUAUAUAUAUAUAUUUUUUUUUUAAAUGAAGGCUCGGCCCCACGUGUGUGGUACUUUAAACCUGGGAGAAAGAGCCGAAAUUACAUGCCAAGGUCAAAUUUCUCCCUCUGUCUUUUAGACUGGGCUGUGUUCGCACCGAACUGAACAAAACACAUCUCAAGAUGUUUUUUAGCAUGAAUUCCGUGUUGGUGCAUUUUCUGCCUCUUCCCCAAUGCGGGUUAAGUCAAUUGUCCUGUCCUAACAAACUUGAAUAUUUUGCGUGCGUGUGGUUUGUUUGUUUGUGUGUGUGGAAGGUUGGGUAAUGGGUGUUUUUUUUUUUUAGUUGUAGAUUUGUAGACAAUUUUUUAAUUUUUUAAAAUGUUUUAUUGUGCAUUUUUUUGUAACUGUACAGAAUUGAAUUUGUAUUUAUAAUUUCUGAAAUAAUUUGUUUUUAAUACUGACCAUUGUAAAAGAGCAAACGUCUCUGUUUGACAUGCGGCACUUAAUAUUUUGUAUUAUUGUGGUUGGUUUGAAAAGAGUAAAGUAUUAAAGCCAUGGUGUAAACUUGCGAUUCUGUC